Molecule: messenger RNA, 1953 nt
Organism: Drosophila bipectinata
Lineage: Eukaryota; Metazoa; Arthropoda; Insecta; Diptera; Drosophilidae
Gene: Gpat4
Product: Glycerol-3-phosphate acyltransferase 4
Biological process (GO): triglyceride biosynthetic process
Cellular component (GO): endoplasmic reticulum
Molecular function (GO): glycerol-3-phosphate O-acyltransferase activity
Source: RefSeq, a predicted model, not a curated record
AUGAUUUGAUAUAUUAUCAACAGCCCUAAAGAACACAAGUUCACAAUAAACCAAAUUCAGACGCAUUUUACUCCACAAUAAUUAAUGUCUCAUGAAUCAAAUGUAAAAUGAUCAGUGCGCUACUCAGCAUAUUCUGGAUUCCUCUCGGGGGGUUUCUGUCAUUUUUGGUUUUCAUUUCCGCAAUCAACAAAUCCAUCGGAGUGCGGAAGGCCUAUGUGAACCUUCUCCUAAGGAUAUUUGAGUACGGCCGUGUCAGUAUAGAGACAGCAUCCAAAGAAAACCAGAUAUUUUCCCGCAAUCCAAAGACUGACGACAAACAGGGAGUGCAACUAGUUGACGAUGCGGAUUCCAAAGAGGCUACAAAUGGAGUGGCUCCAUUGAUUACCAGAGAUGCAGUCCUCCUUCCCCAAGCUCAAGAACCAGCGCCAGAGAAACCCGUUUCGUCCACAAAGGAUGAAAUUAACUUUGAUUUUGAAAAAUGUUUGGACUAUGUGAAAUCUGGCGUUGAAGCCAUUAUCGAAGACGAUGUUACAUCCCGUUUCGAGGCUGAGGAGUUGAAGAACUGGAAUAUGCUGACACGCACCAACAGACAUUACGAAUUCAUUUCCUGGAAAAUAACUCUAAUAUGGAUGGUCGGCUUCUUUAUACGAUAUGUAUUUUUGAUGCCGCUCCGAGUAUUGGUUUGCUUCGUUGGUGUUUUAUUUACAGUAUUUGCUAACUUUAUUGUGGCUUUAAUACCUUUCCGAUAUUUACGGAACUCUUUAGCCAGCUUGUCAUUCAAAAUCACGUUCCGCCUUAUAGCAAGUUCUUUGUCAUCCCUUAUAAAGUUCCACAAUAAGCAAUAUAAGCCCACGAUUUCUGGGUUCUGUGUAGCAAACCAUACCUCUCCCUUGGAUGUGGCGAUACUCUCGACAGAUUGUACCUAUUCUUUGGUAGUGUGGUUAACGGUCUGCACGGCAGCCGUGGGCUAUCUGAAGGAUGGGCCCUAUAAGCGCCAGGUGGUCAAUAAAGUGCUUAGCAUGUGCUUCGGCGUCUUAUCCAGCGCGAUAUCGGCGGUAAUCACUUACCACAAUGAGGAGAAUCGCCCGUCAUCCGGUAUUUGUGUUGCCAAUCAUACCAGCCCAAUCGAUGUGCUGGUUUUGAUGUGCGAUUCCACUUACUCCCUGAUUGGCCAACGCCAUGGUGGCUUCUUGGGCGUCCUCCAACGAGCCCUGGCCAGAGCUUCGCCGCACAUUUGGUUCGAGCGAGGCGAGGCGAAGGAUCGCCAUUUGGUUGCCGAGAGGCUGAAGCAGCACGUAUCGGAUCCCAACAAUCCACCGAUUCUCAUCUUCCCGGAGGGAACCUGCAUCAACAACACUUCCGUGAUGCAGUUUAAAAAGGGCAGCUUCGAAGUAGGCGGCGUCAUCUAUCCGGUCGCCAUCAAGUAUGAUCCGAGAUUCGGUGAUGCGUUCUGGAACAGUGCCAAGUACUCAAUGAUGCAGUAUCUGUACAUGAUGAUGACCUCGUGGGCCAUCGUGUGCGAUGUGUGGUAUCUGCCGCCAAUGUACCGACAGGAGGGCGAGUCCGCGAUAGAUUUUGCGAAUCGCGUCAAGAGUGUGAUUGCCAAGCAGGGAGGCUUAAUUGAUCUGGUCUGGGACGGACAGUUGAAGCGAAUGAAACCAAAAAAAGAGUGGAAGGAGAUUCAGCAAGUUGAGUUUGCAAAUCGAUUAAAGUCGGAUUCCACAUAAUUUAAAUGAAGCAACAAAACACUACAGUGACUGUAAGCGAUAUACAUGAUUUUUUUUUAUAAUUUGUAUUGCAGCGACUGUAAUUUGUAUAAAUUACGAUUAAUAUUGGAUGGUUUAAUAAAUGAUGAAGUCAAAUGUAAUUAAAAUAAUUUAACUAUUUAAAUAAUAACAAACAAUAAAAGAUAUCUGAUAAACUGAUAAAUGACGCUGAAAUCCCCAGCAUCUG